CCCAUCGGCUCCGCCCCGCCCCGCCGCCGGGUCACGCUAGCUGUGCCCGCUGCGGGCGCGGGUGACUUAGGGAGGCAGCCAUGGCGGCCCAGGCCCUGGCGGUUCAGGCCGUGGCCUCGCGCCUGCAGCGACAGGAGGAGGACAUCCGCUGGCUGUGCGCGGAGGUGCAGCGCCUGAGGGACGAGCAGCUGCGAGGGCCGGAGCGGGGACAAGCCGAGGGCCCGCGCCUGACGCGCGAGGUGGCACAGCUCCGGGCAGAGAACCGCGACCUGCACCAGCGCCUGUCUGGCCUGCGGCUGCGCCUGGCGGAGCAGCGCGGCCCCGGGGCAAGGCGGGUGGCGACGCAGGAGCCUCCUGCUCAAAACCAAGAAAGGGACACCAAAAAGAAGAGACCAAAAGAGAGUGAGCCUGACAAGGAGGCGAAGCAACCGAAUUUUAUAAAAGAAAGAUUGAAGCUUUUUGAAACAUUGAAGAUAGAUCAUCAGCUCUUACCUGCGACUCUGGGAAAAAAGAGCACAAGCAGCGUGAUUACAGUAAGAGUGGCUGGUGGGAAAACAGUGCAAGGGGAAAGGUGGAGAACGACACCUUAUCAAGUGGCAGCCACGAUUAGUCAAGAACUGGCUGAAAAUACAGUGAUUGCCAAAGUGAAUGGUGAAUUAUGGGACCUGGACCGCCCGUUGGAAGGGGAUUCUACUAUAGAGCUACUGAUGUUUGACAAUGAGGAAGCUCAGGCUGUGUACUGGCACUCCAGUGCCCACAUACUAGGGGAGGCCAUGGAACUUUACUAUGGAGGUCAUCUGUGCUACGGCCCACCCAUUGAGAAUGGCUUUUAUUACGACAUGUUCAUUGAAGACAGAGUGGUGUCCAGCAGUGAGUUGUCUGCCCUGGAGAACAUAUGUAAAACUAUCAUCAAAGAGAAGCAACCCUUUGAAAGAAUGGAAGCCAGAAAGGACUCACUCCUGGAAAUGUUUAAGUACAAUAAAUUUAAAUGCCGGAUUCUGAAGGAGAAAGUCAACACUCCAACAACCACUGUCUACAGGUGUGGUCCAUUAAUUGACCUUUGUAAAGGCCCCCAUGUAAGACACACUGGAAAAAUUAAAGCCAUAAAAAUUUUCAAGAAUUCCUCAACAUAUUGGGAAGGCAAUCCUGAGAUGGAAACAUUGCAGAGGAUCUAUGGAAUAUCCUUUCCUGAUAGCAAAAUGAUGAAGGGCUGGGAGAAGUUCCAAGAGGAAGCCAAGAGCCGGGACCACAGGAAAAUCGGGAAGGAACAAGAACUUUUCUUCUUCCAUGACCUGAGCCCUGGAAGCUGCUUCUUUCUCCCAAGAGGGGCCUUCAUUUAUAAUACACUUACAGAUUUCAUACGAGAGGAAUAUCACAAGCGUAACUUCACUGAAGUGAUCUCUCCUAACAUGUACAACAGUAAACUCUGGGAAACCUCGGGCCACUGGCAGCAUUACAGUAGCAACAUGUUCACCUUUGAUAUUGAAAAGGACACUUUUGCCCUCAAACCCAUGAACUGUCCAGGGCACUGUUUAAUGUUUGCCCAUCGCCCACGAUCCUGGAGGGAAAUGCCCGUUCGAUUUGCUGAUUUUGGAGUUCUUCACAGAAAUGAACUGUCAGGAACUUUAAGUGGCUUAACCAGAGUUAGGCGCUUCCAGCAGGAUGAUGCUCACAUCUUCUGCAUGGUGGAGCAGAUUGAAGAAGAAAUAAAGGGGUGCUUGCACUUUUUGCAGUCUGUUUACUCAACGUUUGGCUUCUCCUUUCAAUUAAACCUGUCAACACGGCCUGAGCACUUCCUAGGAGAGACUGAGAUGUGGGAUGAGGCUGAAAGGCAACUGCAGAAUAGCUUGAUGGAAUUUGGAAAACCAUGGAAAAUGAGCCCAGGAGAUGGAGCAUUCUAUGGCCCUAAAAUUGACAUAAAAAUUAAAGAUGCUAUUGGCAGAUACCAUCAGUGUGCUACAAUUCAGCUGGACUUCCAACUGCCUAUUAGGUUUAACCUCACAUAUGUUAGUAAAGAUGGGGAUGACAAGAGCAGGCCCGUGAUCAUUCACCGUGCCAUUCUGGGAUCCGUGGAAAGGAUGCUAGCCAUUCUCUCAGAGAACUACAGCGGGAAGUGGCCUCUCUGGCUGUCUCCUCGACAGGUAAUGGUCAUCCCUGUGGGUCCAACUUGUGAAAAUUAUGCACUUCAGGUGUCCAAGGAAUGUUUUCAAGAAGGCUUUAUGGCUGAUGUGGACUUAGAUGAGAGCUGUACACUAAAUAAGAAGAUACGGCAUGCACAGCUAUUGCAGUAUAAUUUUAUUUUGGUGGUUGGUGAAAAGGAAAAGGUAAAUAAUGCAGUAAAUGUUCGAACAAGAGACAACAAAAUUCAUGGAGAAAUUCCAAUAGCUUCUGUCAUUGAAAAAUUGAAGAACUUAAAAAAUUCACGCACUCUGAAUGCUGAGGAAGACUUUUGAAGUCUGCUCCUUGUACUUCUACAUUUUCUUGAGAACUUAAGAUAUUAGUACUUCUAAGAACCUUUGGGCCACUGAUAGGCCACUAAU
Phodopus roborovskii (desert hamster) is the source of this 2540-nucleotide messenger RNA. It is a transcript of the gene Tars3, whose product is annotated as threonyl-tRNA synthetase 3. The transcript is spliced from 19 exons. Gene Ontology annotation, molecular function: ATP binding; threonine-tRNA ligase activity. Gene Ontology annotation, biological process: threonyl-tRNA aminoacylation. The coding region runs from base 81 to 2453 and encodes 790 amino acids. NCBI's taxonomy places the organism in Eukaryota, Metazoa, Chordata, Mammalia, Rodentia, Cricetidae. The record is from RefSeq and is a predicted model, not a curated record. Gene Ontology annotation, cellular component: cytoplasm.